Acanthopagrus latus (yellowfin seabream) is the source of this 1742-nucleotide messenger RNA. RefSeq names its product small nuclear RNA activating complex, polypeptide 1b (gene snapc1b). The coding region runs from base 175 to 1242 and encodes 355 amino acids. NCBI's taxonomy places the organism in Eukaryota, Metazoa, Chordata, Actinopteri, Spariformes, Sparidae. Gene Ontology annotation, cellular component: snRNA-activating protein complex. Gene Ontology annotation, biological process: snRNA transcription by RNA polymerase III; snRNA transcription by RNA polymerase II. Gene Ontology annotation, molecular function: sequence-specific DNA binding. The record is from RefSeq and is a predicted model, not a curated record. The transcript has 10 exons.
UGACGCACUAAGCCGUCGACACUCGUUGCUCGUUCGUGUGUUUACAUCAUGAGAGCGUCCCUUCGCUCACACGUUUCUAGUUAGUUUCAUGUGUUAAAUGAGUUAAAGUUCAUAUUUUACGACACAUUUUAAAUCGUUUUAAUGUUUUAAGCAGUCUGAGUGAGCAGCAGUGAGAUGGAUGAAAGUAGGAAACGGGUGAAAUCGGACUGUGAGGAGCUGCUGAGCCGCUUCCAGACCACAGAUUCCGUCCGAUUCGAGAUUUUCUCCAAAAUAUGGAGGGAAAUGAAAUUCUCCGAGAUUUUCUACGGCACUGUGGGGCACAAGAAGCGAGCGUUCAGUCAGCUGAUCCUGGACACUGCCAGCAGAUUCUUCCUGCCUCCGUUCAGCUUCCAGAUCAGAGUCGGAGGACUUUAUCUGCUGUACAGCUUGUAUAAGUGUCAGACUGCCUCGCCACCGGAGCAGAUCCGCCUGGCGCUGAAGGACUGGGAGGACAUUAAGAAGUUUGAGAAGGACGCUGUGGAUGCUGAGCACCUUGAUGCCGUUUACAUCCUGCGACAGCUGAUGUUCCAAAAAGCUUUCCACUUCACCGCCAUGCCCACAUUGCUCGCCUUCAGGAAGAAGAGGAAGCUGGAGAAGUCUCCGUUGUGUGAGGAGUUCCUGGAGCGAGCAUCCCGACCUCAGGAGCUGAUCAACAUCGAGCUGCUGGAUGAGUUGUCCAACAUUCAUGACCUCUACGACAAGCUGAAGAUGUCUGUCACUUCGAAGUCAGAGCAGAAUUCCGCUAACCUGAUCCGUAAAGACCUGGUGCCGCAGCUGCGCAGCACUGUGGUGGAUUUCUACAAGUGGCAGCAAAGGAAGUCUUCUCAGGAGGGGACCAAUGAAGAUGAAGAAAGCGGAGAGGGGACGUCGACUCAGCAGGAGUGCUCCAAGAGAGCUGAUCGUCUCGCCUCCAUCAAAUCCAAAGCGUACGGACAGGCCACAGAGGCCUGCAAGUCGCGGCGUCAUCGUCAGGUGGAGCUGGACGCCACGAGUCACGAGGCUGGACCCUCUCACUCGUCAGGCUACAUCAGAAUUACUAAACCGUCACUCAAAGCCAGAACCAGGUUAAAUGUUCACAUCACAGAUGACAUGCUGACAGACGCCAUCGCGACCACUCGGCUCAGUCGUCUCACCGCACUGGACUUUGUUCCUGAAGCAAAACAACGCACAAAAACUCCAAGCCAUGAAGAAGACCACAGCUGAGUCGACCUGCGUCCUGAGUGAAGCUGCUGUUUAGUUGAAGUUUGUUUUAAAAUGUGGAAAACAACUUUUAUCACUCUAAUGAUGUUUCUGUCAUCCUGAAUACCAGUUCUGUAUCAGAAAAUCUGGAUGUUUUGACAUUUUAAGAUGUUUUCAUGUAUUUUUUAUGAAUCUUAUAGUAACUAGUCCAUUUAUGAAAAAGGGAGGUUCUGACUGUUCUACAAACUCAUAAAAGCUUGUUGAAAAUGUCUCCUGUAUCUGCCUGUUAGAGCUCUCACAGUAAAGGACGUAUAGUUUGUGUCUAUAUGUACGUUUGACGAAGCUUAGCAGGAAUAAUGACCACAAACAUUUCUCUAAUAAAGCUCGUCUUUCUGUGCAGCUUCUACAGUACAAAAGUUUAUAAUGGAUAUCUGUUCUGCAGCUUUGUCUCAGUUUUUGUUUAUUUUGUUAAAAUAUUUUAUGAAGUUUUGCUGUUUUAAAUGAAACUGCUUUUUUUUACAGCU